AUGGCAGCAGUUUAUAGUUUCGUUGACACAGCUGCGGACCCUUUUAACAGCAGUGAUCUUAUGGAGUCACAACAACAAUAUAUGCAAGCAAUAGCUCUACCGGCAAACUUUGUUUCGCCUUGGGAUGACGAAGAUCACCCGGAAAACUUCAUCCCAGGUCCGGAGGACCAGUAUCAACCUCAAAGCAUUCAAGAAUCUUGGGAGGAGGAUGAGGAUCAGCCGGAAAAUAUUCCGCCACCGAACAGCAUUCAAUAUGGUGGCCACUGGGACAUUCCUCAAGUAUAUGAUGAGUACGAUGACGAUGGUGAAUCUGAUGAUGAGUUUGUUGAUAUACUUGGAGAACUGGCCGAACUGAAUGGGGAGAUCGUCACGUUUGGGAAUGAACUCGCUGUAAUUCUAGGUUUUGAUGUAUUAUUGGACCAACGAAGUAAUCUGUCCCAAGAAAUAAUCGCGGAACAUCUGCAAACUCUGAAGUAUCAAAAACUUGCUAAGCAAGAUGAAGAUGAAGAUGAGGUUGAUGAACUUUGUGUAAUAUGCCAGGAUGAAUUCAAAAGUGGAGAGAUGUUGGGAACUCUAGGCUGCAGACACGAGUUUCAUGCAGAUUGUAUCAAGAGAUGGUUGCAAGUGAAGAAUGUCUGCCCCAUCUGCAAGCGCAUGGCUGUUCAUCAUCAAGAAAUCUAA
Coffea eugenioides is the source of this 681-nucleotide messenger RNA. RefSeq names its product E3 ubiquitin ligase BIG BROTHER-related-like. Lineage: Eukaryota; Viridiplantae; Streptophyta; Magnoliopsida; Gentianales; Rubiaceae. Gene Ontology annotation, cellular component: nucleus. Bases 1 to 681 code for a protein of 226 amino acids. The transcript has a single exon. Gene Ontology annotation, molecular function: ubiquitin protein ligase activity. The record is from RefSeq and is a predicted model, not a curated record.